CGCGCAGUAACUGCCUGCGAAAAAAUUGUUUAAUUUUCUUGUUAAAGCGCAGGUAGAACUUUAUUCAUUUCAGUUUGGUGUGCAAGAAGCAAAUCGUCAAGAUGCCGCGUAUUAUGAUUAAAGGUGGUGUUUGGCGGAACACCGAGGAUGAGAUCCUUAAGGCAGCGGUAAUGAAAUAUGGAAAAAAUCAGUGGUCUCGGAUUGCCUCUCUGCUGCACAGGAAAUCAGCCAAGCAGUGCAAAGCCAGAUGGUAUGAAUGGCUGGACCCCAGCAUCAAAAAAACAGAAUGGUCUCGAGAGGAAGAGGAGAAGUUGCUUCAUCUGGCAAAACUCAUGCCCACCCAGUGGAGGACCAUUGCGCCCAUCAUCGGCAGAACCGCUGCCCAGUGUCUAGAGCACUAUGAGUUUCUACUAGACAAAGCUGCUCAAAGAGAAAAUGAGGAAGACACAGGAGAUGACCCCCGCAAACUUAAACCUGGUGAGAUCGACCCAAACCCAGAGACUAAACCUGCCCGACCUGAUCCAGUGGACAUGGAUGAAGAUGAGCUGGAGAUGCUGUCUGAAGCCAGAGCUCGUCUGGCCAACACACAAGGCAAGAAGGCCAAGCGGAAAGCCAGGGAGAAGCAAUUAGAGGAGGCCAGGCGCCUGGCGGCCCUUCAGAAACGCAGAGAGCUCCGAGCUGCAGGCAUUGAUAUCCAGAAGAAGAGAAAGAAGAAGAGAGGAGUUGACUACAAUGCAGAGAUUCCUUUUGAGAAGAAGCCUGCGCCUGGAUUCUAUGACACGUCAAUGGAGAACUACAAUGCCCUGGAGCCUGACUUCAAGAGACUGCGCCAACAGCACUUAGAUGGAGAACUAAGGAGUGAGAAAGAGGAUAGAGAAAGAAAGAAGGACAGACAGAAGAUCAAGAAGAAGAAGGAAUCAGACCUUCCCUCUGCCAUUCUUCAGACCAGCGGCGUGUCUGAGUUUACUAAGAAGAGGAGUAAACUGGUCCUCCCAUCCCCACAGAUUUCUGAUGCUGAACUGGAAGAAGUGGUCAAACUGGGCCAAGCCAGUGAAAUUGCCCGGCAGACGGCCGAAGAAUCAGGCAUUACGAACUCAGCCUCCAGCGCGCUGCUCUCUGAAUACAACGUCACCAACAACACCAUGGCCCUCCGCACGCCCAAAACCCCAGCGGCACAGGACAAAAUCCUCCAGGAAGCCCAGAAUCUCAUGGCCCUUACUAAUGUGGACACCCCCUUAAAAGGAGGACUGAACACCCCGCUUCACGAGAGCGAUUUCUCUGGAGUGACCCCACAGCGACAGGUGGUUCAGACACCCAAUACUGUGCUGUCCACGCCCUUCAGGACUCCCAGUCAUGGGGCAGAGGGCAUGACCCCACAUAGUGGAAUGACCCCGAAACCUUCAGCUGGAGUAACCCCAGGCAGGACGCCCCUGCGGGACAAACUUAACAUUAACGCUGAUGACGGGGUCGUGGACUACACAGAUCCAGCCUUCUCCAAACAUCUGCAAAGAGAGUCCCGUGAGCAGCUGAAGGUGGGGCUCAUGUCCCUGCCGUUGCCGAAGAACGACUUUGAGAUUGUGCUGCCUGAGAAUGCAGAGAGAGAGCUGGAGGAACCUGAGGUGGAUGAGAGCUAUGUGGAGGACGCUGCUGAGAUUGACUUACGCAAACAGGCGGCGAGAGAGGCUGAGCGUGAGAAAGAGCUCAGACAGAGACACACAGCCAUACAGAGGAGUUUACCAAGGCCCUCAGAGGUAAAUGAGACCAUCCUGAGGCCUCAGAAUGUGGAGCCUCCCCUGACAGAACUGCAGCAGGCUGAGGAGCUCAUUAAGAGAGAGAUGGUCACCAUGCUGCAUUUCGACAGCCUUCACCAUCCGUACGCGGACGCACUGACCAAAAAAGCCAAAGGAGUCAGCUCCAGCUCCAACAACGCAGAACACAUGGCUUACCUGGAAAAGACGGCCUACGAGAAAGUCUCCGAGGACGAUCUGAAAAAUGCGUCUGAGCUGCUGACGCAGGAGAUGGAAGUGGUGAAGCACGGCAUGGGCCACGGAGACCUCUCCAUCGAUGCCUACAACCAGGUUUGGGAAGAGUGCUACAGCCAGGUGCUCUACUUACCCGGUCAAAGCCGCUACACACGAGCCAACCUUGCCAGCAAAAAGGAUAGAAUUGAAUCCUUAGAGAAGCGACUGGAGAUAAACAGAGGCCACAUGACGAUGGAAGCCAAGCGAGCAGCCAAGAUGGAGAAAAAGAUGAAGAUUCUGCUGGGGGGCUACCAGUCUCGUGCCAUGGGCCUGAUGAAGCAGCUCAGUGACCUGUGGGACCAGGUGGAGCAGGCCAACAUGGAGCUUCGUACCUUCCAGGAGCUCAAGAAGCAGGAGGACCUGGCUAUUCCCCGCAGGCAGGAGGCUUUGAGAGAAGAUGUACAGAGACAACAGGAGAGAGAGAAAGAACUCCAGCAGAGGUUUGCUGACCUUCUUCUUGAGAAAGAAACAUUGCUUUCUGAGAAGUUUUAAAUUGGACAUACGGCUUUUUUUUUCCCCCUCCCCAACCACGGCUGUCUUUGUGCUGGUUGUAGUAUAAUCAGAACAAACUUAAGAGCCUGUCAUUUUUUAAGAUUCUUUUUCAGCGUGUACAUCAUCAUUGUUGUAAUGAACAGCGUAAGCAUACUGAAAACUCAGUUUCGGCAUUGUAUUUCAAUGUUAUUUGCAAAGCUUUUGAAGAGCGAACGUCUGUGUUCUGAUGUGAUUUUUGUCUCCUGUGAACAUUUUACACUUGAGUGUACCCUUUGUCAUAAAAGACACAGAAUUGUCUCUCAUACCUUGUAAAUAAUGUCAAAUGUUGAUUCUCUUUCCCGGUAUCA
Messenger RNA from Chanos chanos (milkfish), 2860 nucleotides. RefSeq names its product CDC5 cell division cycle 5-like (S. pombe) (gene cdc5l). Gene Ontology annotation, molecular function: RNA polymerase II transcription regulatory region sequence-specific DNA binding; DNA-binding transcription factor activity, RNA polymerase II-specific. Bases 102 to 2513 code for a protein of 803 amino acids. The record is from RefSeq and is a predicted model, not a curated record. Lineage: Eukaryota; Metazoa; Chordata; Actinopteri; Gonorynchiformes; Chanidae. The transcript has 16 exons. Gene Ontology annotation, cellular component: spliceosomal complex; Prp19 complex. Gene Ontology annotation, biological process: regulation of transcription by RNA polymerase II; mRNA splicing, via spliceosome.